UUUCUUUCAUUUUUAUUUUCGUGUGCGAUUUUCAUAACUUUAGUUUUUUAAUAAUAAAAUUUACGGUAAUAAUAAAGAAAUUAAUUAAUGAAUUUAUUAAAAAUCAAUAAUAUAAGAGCAAAGCUACAGAGUGAAAAUAAAAUACAAUGCAAAUAUUAAAAAUUUAAGGAAUACAUUGCAAGUGAAAAUCUCAAAUUGUGCUGCGUAGCAAAAGUGAAAUUUUUUUGUCGACGCUUUUUUCCCUACACUAAAAGUAGAAAACGGCGCCAUUUUAAGAAUGUAAAUGUGCAUUCAAGAAAAGAAAAACAAAUGAAGUAAAGAAAAAAAAGUAAAAGAAAAAUAGAAAUAGUCCAAGAGAAAAAUUUUUUAAGUGUAGAGUUUAUUUGUUUAUUUUUAAUUAUUAUUUUAAUUUAUAUAAAGUAUACAAUAAAAAAAUAAACGGUGAAAAAACAAAAGUGAAUAACAAAUGUUUAAAAUAUACUGCUAGUGCAUGAAAAUUAUAAUAAUAGUAAGUUUGUUUUAAAUAAAUAAUGAGCACAUUGAAUGAUGCAAUAUCAAGGAAUGUUUCGGAAAAGCCCCAUCAGCAAAGAAAAGAAGAAAACACAUAUGAACAAAAGGACGGCUAUGAGAAUCCACAAAAAGAUAAACAUAAGAAACGUCAUGAAAAGAAGAAAAACUCUAAUACAACAGCAACAACAACAGAUGCAGCUACGAAUAUCGGCGGUAACAGUAGCAGUAGUAGCAGCAGUAACUCUAACUGCAACAGUAUCUGCAACUUAUCGAAUAUCACAUUAGCAACACAAUUCAGUAUACAACGUACCGAUUCAGAUGGAUGUCUCCGAAUGAAAAUCUCUGCCAUACGACCAACAACCACAAUAACGGCUGCAACUGCAAAUCCAGCGAAUAUUGUAGUGAAUCCAACGGCGUUACAGAAAACGUAUUAUUCGAAAUCCAAACAUUUGAAGGAAGAUAAAACGCUAUUGAAAAAUAUUCACACGUUAGACUCGUUAAAGGUUAAAAUUUCACCAACACGUAAUAAGGCUGAGACUAAAACGACAAAUAUGUCUUCUGUCAUUGUCAAUCCAUUGUCAAAAAAUCGCAAGGAUAUCGUACAAUUGCCAUUAAAAAUGCCUACAGCGGAUGGUGUGUCGACAACAAGGGCCUGCUUAAGCGAUGCCACUGAUUCCGGCUGCUCAGAGGCUACCAAUACCACAAUAGCAACUGUUGGUCAAGAAAAAAUAUCCAAACGCAAAAUUAAAAGAAAAAAGGUACUACUCAAAGGGAACGAAACAAAAAGAGCUUUAAAAACACUGAAACCACUUGAAAUUACCAUGGAAAAUGCUUUCUCAACCGAUUCUGAAGACGAACCAUUGGCCCAAAAGUUAUUGGUAUCGAAUGUAGAGGCUAUCACACAAAGAGCUCCUAGAUUAUUGUUAACAGCUAUAAAUUCAAAGAAUUUAACGAGCAAUCUAAAUGCAACAGCCACUCCUUUGCAUGCCACAUUAGGCUCAUUGCAACAUGGGAAUGAACACAUUGGUUUAUCAAGUAGUGACAAUGAAUUGCCCAAUGUUCGAGCAGCUAUCGAAAGAGUGGUGGGACAGUCUGAUGAUGAUGAUAAUUUAUCAACUUCACACUUUCACAAAGCCAAAACGAAGCACUUGCCCCAGUAUCAGUCAACGUUACUGCAAGAUUUUAUGGAAAAAACACAAAUGAUGGGACAAACCCCUAAACCAAGUGAUAGUGUAAAGCCGAAGAAUACGUUUAUGCAAAAUGAAAUUUUGCUACAACUCAAUACAAACUCACAAUCCGACAGCAUAGCUUCGUCUUCAGCAAGCAACAACAAAAAGCGUAGAGGACGACCUAAAAAACCGGAUAAAGAACAUGAAUUAACCAUAAACUCAAUCUCUCCUGUCCAUGUAAAUAACAAAAACUCGAAUAUAAAUGAAUCGGCAGAUUCUGGCGUAAUUUCUACUACCAGUGUUUCAACGCAAAGUACAUCACCACAUCCCUGCACCACAUUAGCUUCCUCGUCCGCCAAUGAUAAUACUUCAUCGACAAAUUCACCAAAUAAAAACCUGAUAACCACCCCGGAAAAACACACGACGGAGACUUCCUGUUCUUCUUCUACCAGCAAACCAAAAAUUGAUAUUGCCUUACUGGACAAAAGAAUGUAUGCCACGGAAAGAGUUCUAUAUCCUCCACCACGUAAUAAGAGAAGACAAUCAACCAGCGCCGCUGUAGCUAGUGUAAGCGAGAAACAAAGAUUAGCUUCGUCUCAGGCUCAGCCGCAAACCUCUAAAGAAGAUUUACAAUUGGAUCCCGUUUGGCGAAAAAUCGAUGUUAAUCGUAAAUUUCGAAGGCCUAGUGUGUGCAGCACUACUGGCUAUAAAAGUGAUGGUGGUACAGAUGAACGGGCGAGAGAUCGUUCCAGUAAGUCUACGGUUUGCAGUAAAGUUUUAGCCGCUAAAAGUGGUUAUGUCUCCGAUUAUGGCACUUCCUCGUUUCGUUUGUCUCGUCACUCCAAACACGCCUCUCACAACUCCGGCUAUAAAAGCGAUGCCAGUUGCAAGAGCCGCUACAGCACCAAAAGUUGUGUUUCGCGUAAAUCAAGAGCCAAAUCUUGCGGUUACCGCAGUGAUUGCAAGGAAAGUGUUUUGGGGAGUUCGAAAUCAUCGAAAUUUAGGAGAAAACGACGAGCCUCAAUUAUGCACAAGUCUAUUGGUUCUUUAAAAGACGAACAAGACAUUUUGCAAUUGGCUGGCUUGUCUUUGGGUCAGAGCAGUGAGGAAUCUAAUGAAUAUGUGUGUAAGCCAUCAUUGGAGAAGCUGCCUACGACUAGUGCUUCCAAAAAAUAUGGUGAAAUUAAUCGUUACAUUGCGACGGGUGAAUAUUUCGGCCGAGGCUCCAGUGGUCAAAGCAAUUCCCACAACUCUUUUGCCAGUAUCAGCCACAAUAACACACGCAUAUUUGAUGUAGCAACUGAUUUGCAUCAAACACCGGCUAAAACAACUUUACUAAGGCGCAAGAACUCAACAACAUCGGAAUUUGCCCACGAUCUAUUGCAGUUGCCGGGCAAUAAUCAAACGGCAAGAAAAAUUAAAUCGCGUAGGUCUUCUGUGGCUAGUUUCUGCAGUUCCUACUAUUCUGCUGGUACCACAAAACUAAAAAGACGUCGAAAGCGUAAAAGCUUUCGUUUUCACAAUUCUUCCUCCAGUAAAAAUUCUGUUAUUGAUUCGAAACUAUUAACAGAAAUAGAAAUUUUGACCAAUACUUUUUCUUCGAGAUGUAGAAUACAAACUUCUGGUUUAACCGACAGGUUGACAGGCGGCAAUUUGUCACAAAAAGAAAAACUAAUGGCGGAAGCUACAAAAUUGCAACAAAGUUUGGCGGCAGCUGCUGCAGCGGCAUCCACAUCAGCUUCAACAUCAAAUAAACGAGAUUCGAGAGAUAAGAGAUCCGUAAAGAAAAGAAAAAUAUCAGAAAACCUGGAUUUCGCUAUGCUCUCGGCCAGGGCAGAAGGCAAUUCCCUGACGCCUGGAUCAAGUUCAGGACAAGGAACUUCUUCGAGAAGGAGACACAAAAAAACCCCUAGUUCUAGCCCCGAUGAUCAUAAAUUACCACUUAAAAAGCGUCAUUAUUUGCUAACGCCAGGUGAAAAGUCCAGCGAAGUUGCUGUGGCUGUAGCAGCAAAAUUAUUUGCCAACAAUGCAGAAGCUUGGGCAGCUGCUGCUGCUGCCGCUAAAAGUACAGCCAAUACAAAAUCCCAACAGCAGUUUAAUGCCAAAACUGCUAAAGCCAAUUUAACGCCUAAAAAACGACAUCUUUUGCAACAACCUCCUCACAUCCUCAACGAGGAUUCGAAUAGUAAUAAAACUGCAAGCACUCUUUCGCCACUACGUGUAACAGUGGGAGAUCCUAAUUCCAUAAGUGGUGGCAAACUUUUGGACAUUAGUCCGCAAUCCCUCAGUAGCCUUAAACAAGUAACAGAAGCCGUUCAUAAAAAGAGAUCUCGUUUAGAGGGAGUAGUCUCGAAAAUUGCUACAAAUCAUGGCGAUGAAGUAAUCAAGUCAAAGUCCAACGUUUCUACGUCUUUACAAAUUGAAUCGGAAUCAUCGUCCUGUCCACCACCCGGAGUAUUUGAGCCGUCAGUCGAAUUGGAAAUACAAAUACCGCCCAUAACAAAAUUUAGCGAAGCCACCACAAACAUAAUAACAAAGUCCGAGGUAGAUUCCCCUUUACUAAUGGAUUUGAACAAAGGAUUUGCGGAUGCUACUUUGAAAAAUGGCGGAAAUCGUGUGGUAGAAAGUCUGCUUAAUAAAACUGGUGGCAAUUUGAUUUUAAGAAGAAAGCGUAAAAUUAAUCGCACUGGAUUUCCCACGAAAAAACGCAAAAAGCGCAAAAUAAAUGAAAGCUCAAAUUUGGAAGUCAACGGAGAAGAUGAUCAACCGGUUGACAACACAAAUAUCAAAGAUGCUGGCGGAAGUGGGGUAAAAACCCCAGAAAAACAAUGCGAUCGUGUACCACAACAAGGGGAAGCGUCGCAAACAUUUCUCGAACGCAAUAACAGAACUCCAAGAUUAUCAGUAGUCGCACUCGAAAGAUUACAAGAAUCUCCCUUAAGUAGCAAAGAUAAAACGACCCCUAAGGAAACACAGCAAGCUGCUGAAUCGUUAACAACGCCCAAAACCAGGCACACUAGACAUCUUACUAAAAGGAAGGCCAUUAAAGAAGAAAAGCUGGCUGCAUUCAAAGAAUCAAAACCAAUAACAAAACCAGACAACCAGACGGAACAUCGACAGCAACAGCAGCUAGAUCCAGAUGACGAUGACAAACCACUGGCUGCUAGAGCCAGACGUACUAAAGCUGUCACCGAAAUAAAGGAUUUGGCUAUAAAAUCGUCUCCUUCUCGAAAAUCGCUUGUCUCCAAAACUGCAAAAUCACUUUUAGAAGCCAACAUAAAGUUACCAGCUGGUGUAGACCCCAAAAGUAUUUUAAGUUGUAAAAUAAAACUAAAACGACGAAAUUCCAUACACCCUUUGGCAGCAAGAAAAAGUCCGUUGGCAAAUCUUCCUGUCUCUAAACCCGUUAUAACAGAAAUUCCACGUACAGCCGAGGAAAUUGAGUUGGAUGCAAAGGCUAAAAACUGUAAUAUAGACUAUUUGGAACACGAUAUUCUACCCGUUCAUGAAAGUCAAUUGAACACCCAAAAUGGUGACACUGAAGCAAGCGAUACCAGCGAUGAGAAAUCGUCAACAAAUUCUUCUGUUACCAAAAAAGUAAAAGCUAAUAAGAAAACCUACUUACCAGCCGGUUUAUUUUCGGAUUAUUUUAAAGUGAACCAAACUGCUACAAAGAAAAACUCAAAUAAAAAAGACAAUGAGAAAAAAACUGACAUGGAUAAGACCACCAGUUGUACGGAAGUUGUCAAUUCAACAAAGGAGGUAGAAGUUGGUAAAGUUCCUCUACUAACACCACCGCCCUAUUGCGAGAAAUAUUUGAGACGUACGGAAUAUGAUUUCGAACUGCCUUACGAUAUCUGGUGGGCAUAUAAGAACUCUAAACUACCCAAUCGCAACACAGUGCCAUCUUGGAACUUCCGCAAAAUUCGUACCAACAUCUAUGCAGAGAAUGUAAAGCCACCACCAAUAGCGGCCAACGACCAUCCCAUGUGUAAUUGCAAAUCCGAUGUGGGUUGUGGUGAUAAUUGUCUUAAUCGCAUGGUCUACACAGAGUGCUCUCCUUCAAAUUGCCCAACACGUGAAAAAUGUCGCAAUCAGAAGAUACAAAAACACGAUAUUGCUCCGGGUGUAGAACGUUUUAUGACCGAGAAUAAGGGUUGGGGUGUGCGCACUAAAUUGUCCAUUGAGAAGGGAACCUAUAUCCUGGAGUACGUGGGUGAAGUUGUAACAGAGCGGGAAUUUAAGGAUCGCAUGGCUACAAUCUAUUUAAAUGACACUCAUCAUUAUUGCUUGCAUUUAGAUGGAGGUUUGGUUAUUGACGGCCAACGUAUGGGCAGUGAUUGUCGUUUUGUUAAUCAUUCUUGUGAACCGAAUUGUGAAAUGCAAAAAUGGUCUGUCAAUGGUUUGUCUCGUAUGGCCUUAUUUGCCAAACGCAAAAUUACCGAAGGCGAAGAACUCACAUACGACUAUAACUUUUCACUAUUCAAUCCUUCAGAGGGCCAACCCUGCCGCUGUAAUACACCACAUUGUCGCGGAGUGAUUGGUGGUAAAUCACAGAGAGUUAAACCAUUACCUAUUGAGGCUAAGCCUACAAAUGAUACCACACCUAAAGACGAUCACAAAGGUCGUCAGCGCAAACGUAAAGCUCGAAAAAAUAUGCAGCGCCAAACCACUAAAGAUGUAGCAACACCAACUCGCAUGCAACCUUUGUCAGAAAAAGAAAAGAAAAUUAUCAAACAGUAUUCGAUCUUUCUAAUACGAAACUUUGACAAAAUCCGAGCCAAAAAGGCUAAACGUAAAGCAAACUCCAAAACGUGCACUGAACCUAAACCCCAAACUCCCACAAAUAUUACCACCACAUUGUCUGUCAGUUCCAGCGCUAAUAUCCCAGCAGCCAUAACUCAAAGACGCCCAUCAACGCCAGCUUCAUUGGUCGCUCAAAUUUCUGCACUUUGUACAGCAAGAAAUAUUAAAACACGUGGUCUUACUUUAGCUGUACACGAUCCCGAAGUAGAAAAAAUGGCUAAAAUGGCAAAAAUAUUAAGGGAUAUUUGUACCAAUUUGGAACUAAAAAAAAAUCCAGGAAACGAUCAACAAAAUCUGGUGUCGGUCUUACAAAACACCACACUAUCAGCGGCUGGUACGAAUAAAAAGAAAAAGGCUUCCUUAAAAGUCCAGCAAAAGCAAAUAGCAACAGAUUUGAAAACCAUACAAAAUAAUAUUGAACAGGGUUAUUAUAAGCUUCCGGCCGAAUUCAAUACUGAUAUGCUGAAAUUAUUUGAAGAAGCUAAAGCCAGCUUUGGCAAAAAGGAAGUAGACAAACUCAAGCUUGUACAACUGUUGGAAAAAUGCUUUGUUGAUGAGAAACGAAAACAAUAUUGCGCCCUUUUAGAGCUGCUAAGAGACGAAAGUUUAGUGAAGGAUUUUGAAGAUAAUAGCCAGAAAUCAUUGGCAACAAAUAUCCUCAAAAAGGAAACUGUAGAAAAUCUUACAACUUCCAAUUUACCUAUACCAUUGGCUAAUAACGCAACUUCUACGAACGAAGAUAUAAUACGUUGUAUAUGUGGUCUUUUUAGAGAUGAAGGUCUAAUGAUUCAGUGUGCCCGUUGUAUGGUUUGGCAACAUACCGAAUGCACCAAAGCCGAUGUCGAUGCUGAUAACUACCUCUGUGAACAGUGUGAACCCCGCGAGGUAGACCGUGAAAUACCCCUAGACGAUUACACCGAAGAGGGAUAUCGCUAUUAUUUGACACUAAUGCGUGGCACCACUCUGCAGGUACGCCAAGGCGAUGCAGUCUAUGUUUUGCGUGACAUACCAGUCAAGGAUUCCACAGGUAAUGUGGUGCCUUCUAAAAAGCAUACAUACGAAACAAUUGGCGAUGUUGACUACAAUGAAUGUGACAUCUUUCGCGUGGAACGUUUAUGGAAAGAUGACGAUGGUAAACGUUUUAUUUUCGGUCACCAUUUCCUUCGACCGCACGAAACGUUCCACGAACCAUCUCGUAAGUUCUAUCCUAAUGAAGUGGUUCGUGUACCGCUCUAUGAAGUUGUCCCCAUUGAUCUGGUAAUGGGACGUUGUUGGGUCCUGGAUCGUACUACGUUCUGCAAAGGUCGUCCUAUUGAGUGCUACGAUGAGACUCAUUGUUUUAUAUGUGAAUUGAGGGUGGAUAAAUCGGCACGUUUCUUCUCGAAAGCAAAAACAAAUCAUCCGACUUGUACAAAGAGCUAUGCAUUCCGUAAAUUUAAUGAGAAAUUAAAGAUAUCCAAAACAUAUGCGCCUCAUGAUGUUGAUCCCUCUAUGUUGAAACCGAAAAAGCAAAAGACUGAUAGCGAAACCCAAUCGCCAACUACAACUCCAGCAUCAAUAAAUUUAUCAACAUCAAGUGGACUAUUAAACUCCAGACAAGAAUUAAACAAAACACCACAGAGCUCAAGCAAGAAAAGGCAAGGAAGCAAAAGUCCGGCUACUGUAACUCAACCUCAAAGUCAAGCCUCAGAAAAUACACACGCACCAGCACCAAUGUCUGUCAAAGAAAAACGUACGCACUUGGAAAAUGUUUUGAAAAUUAUAAAAUCAAUACGUACUAAAUGCCAAGAGCCACCCCUAGAUUUAUCAUACUUAUUAACUGGUCGUGGUGCCAGACAACGCAAAACUCUAACAUCUUCAACAAAUUCCAAUUAAAGUGAAAUGGAUGAAUGUAUGCAUGUAUUAUUUACGAGGACUUUUAACUAACACUUUAAGUAAUAAUUAAUAAAUUAUAUAAAAAUACUUAAAUACAUAUAUUUCAAUAUUUGUAAAUUGAAAAAAGCAACAAAAUUUUGUAAAAUAUAUUUUUGUAUUAUAUUAACAACUAACUUAAUUCUUCAAUUACAUAUUAAGAAUUACUGAAGAUACUAUACAUACUAUAAAAUUUAAAAUACUUACAUACAACACACGCUUCAAAUUGACUUUAAAUUAAAAGAAAAUUUACCUUAAAUGUUUACAUAAUUAUUAUGUAUUAAAAAGAAAUAACAUAGAUAUUAAUUAACCGUAUUAUUCCUAUACAUACUUUUAUAGUAAAUAUAGUUGUACAUUUUUUUUUUUAUUAUCUAAUAUUAAUCCUUUAAUUACCAUUAAGAAAAACAGCACUUGAAUGAAGAUUACGAUUGUAACAAAAGUUAAGAAAUAAUGAAAAGAAAUGAACAUUUAAAAAAAAGUCUUAUUAUAUAAAGUAUUUUUAAUGGUUUUUUAUUCUAAGAGAAAGAAACAAUUUCAUUUUGAAGCCUUGUUAUACAUUUUUAUACACUUUCAUUUAUAACUAUUUAAUCUAACCCAUAACCCCAACUACACUUACACAUAGUUUGUACACAAUUUAGCGAUUUUGUUUUAAACAAAUUAUUUAGCAUUAUUUUAUAUAAUUAAUUAUAUUGUGCUUAUUUAUUAUUAUUAUUCAUUUAUUUAAUUAAUUAAUUAUACAACAUUUAUGCAAAUCGAUUAGUUCGAUAUUUUGUAACAUUUUUGAACAAAUUAUAGACAAUUAUUUCCGUUCUCUUCUAACAAUUAAUUAAUUGUAAUAUUUUUGCUCUUUUUGGAUAUUUUGAAUUUAUUAUUUAUUUUAUUUUUCUUGUUUUUCUAUGAAAUUAUUUGAAAUCCUUUUCCCGCAGUUGUUUAAGUUUAAUUUAAAUCUACUGUUGUGUUAUUACUGUUUUUUAUAAAUGAAAAAAUCACAUCUGUUUUUAUUCUGAAUAUUUUUUUUAGUUUUAAUUUUUUUUUUUUUUGUAACUACUUAACUAAUUUUAAGUAGCACAUUUUUUUCUAAUAAAAUUGCAAAACAUGGUUUAAUGCAUCAUUGUUAAUUUUUUUUAAAUACUAAAAUAAAUUUCGUUUUAAUUAUUAUUUUUUUUUCAAUAUUGUUUUUAUACAAAUAAAAAACAUAUAUUUUUUCUACAAAAAA
Calliphora vicina (urban bluebottle blowfly) is the source of this 9612-nucleotide messenger RNA. RefSeq names its product histone-lysine N-methyltransferase ash1 (gene ash1). The record is from RefSeq and is a predicted model, not a curated record. The coding region runs from base 531 to 8360 and encodes 2609 amino acids. The transcript has 6 exons. Gene Ontology annotation, molecular function: chromatin binding; protein binding; histone H3K4 methyltransferase activity. NCBI's taxonomy places the organism in Eukaryota, Metazoa, Arthropoda, Insecta, Diptera, Calliphoridae. Gene Ontology annotation, cellular component: nucleus; nucleoplasm. Gene Ontology annotation, biological process: regulation of DNA-templated transcription.